UAUAUCAUUUUGCAGUCUGACUCUUUUGCAAACUGCGCACUGGAAAAUAGAAGCCGGCCACAUGAAUUCUUACUUCUUGGAUUCACUAAAGAAAGAGAUAUCAGCAUCUUGCUCUUCCUGUUUUUUAUGGUGGUCUAUAUGAUGACCCUCUUGGGAAACAUAACCAUUAUUUCACUAUCUAGAAUUGACGAAUCUCUAAGAACGCCUAUGUAUUUUUUUCUCAAUAACUUCUCCUUCCUUGAAAUAGGCUACACCACUGUCACUGUACCCAAAAUGCUCUUUGAUUUGUUAUCUGGAAACAUGGCUAUAUCAUUUAACAGUUGCCUCACUCAGAUGUAUUUCUUUUUCCUUUUUGGCACUACAGAAUUCUUCAUUCUGGCUUUAAUGGGAUUUGACCGUUACCUGGCCAUCUGUAACCCGCUUCACUACACCAACAUCAUGAACACACGGUUCUGCUACAAGCUCAUCACCGGAUCUUGGUUAGGCGGUUGUAUGGUUCCAACCGUACCCACAAUUGUACUUUCUCAAAAACCUUUCUGCGGCUCCAAAACAAUCAACCAUUUCUUCUGUGAUGUAGGCCCAUUGAUAAAAAUAUCAUCCCCUGACACUUUCUUCUUAGACACCAUAGUAUUAAUGGUGUCUGCCAUCGUGGUCCUUAGUUCGUUAUUGCUUGUUACAGUGUCCUACGUUUUCAUAAUAUCUGCCAUUCUACGAAUAUCUUCUUCAGUGGGACGUCGUAAGGCUUUCUCAACAUGUGCUUCACAUUUUUCAGUAGUGACUAUUUUCUUUGGAACGGUUAUAUUCAUGUACCUAAGACCAUCCUCUGGUGACAACUAUGAAUUUGACAAAGCAGUUUCUGUCUUUUAUUCAGUUGUCACACCUGCAUUAAACCCUCUUAUAUACAGCUUGAGAAAUAAGGAUGUGAAAAUGGUUUUAAUAAAAGUAAUCCAUAGGAAAGGGUACCCUAUGAGGAAAUACUAGACUUACUAAUUACACUAAACAAAAGGCUUUCUAAAGCUUAGCCGUGAUAUAGGCUUGCCCCAUUGAUCUGUAAAGUGCUGGCUGGCUGUAUGU
Spea bombifrons (plains spadefoot toad) is the source of this 1074-nucleotide messenger RNA. Its product is annotated as olfactory receptor 6C4-like. Gene Ontology annotation, cellular component: membrane. The annotation marks the transcript as partial. The transcript has a single exon. Gene Ontology annotation, biological process: G protein-coupled receptor signaling pathway. NCBI's taxonomy places the organism in Eukaryota, Metazoa, Chordata, Amphibia, Anura, Pelobatidae. Gene Ontology annotation, molecular function: olfactory receptor activity; G protein-coupled receptor activity. The record is from RefSeq and is a predicted model, not a curated record.